AUCUGUCCAUGCCAGGCAUUUACCCCGUAUUUAGCCACAUUUUUGCCACGUUUUAGUGAAAAUACGAGUACGUAUGCUACAUACUGAACACACAGACGAACCUCUCAGCCGUGGAUGCUACAGCCACGAGUUUCGGGUUUUGUAAUGUAACUUUAGCUAAUGCUACGCUAAGUGCCACACUAAGCUACGAUUUGGUACGUUAUCGCCAGUUGGAGACGCAUCGGAGACACUGAGCUAGCUCAAGAAUUUUUCGUCCACGUCGAGCAAGGAGCUAACUAUGUCUUUCAGAAAAACAGCCAUCUAUCAAGCCUACAAGAGCCUCCACCAGCUACCCCACCAUAUCCAGGGCCAACACCCCCUGCUGGAAGAGUGGACAUAUUACAGCCUGCAUUACUCACAAUGCUCUGAGUUAACUGUGACACACCAGCCAGCAGGCAAGGUAUUUUGCCUGUUCCUGCAGGACCUCCUGCCCUUCCUGUUCCUCCUGCUACACUGCCUGAACAGAAACUCACCUGUGCCACCUCCAGUGAUACCUCCUGUUCCCACACCAGGAAGCCCACCUACUCCACCACCUGAUGAACACAGCCUCCUGGUCCUGUGCCAGCGCCACCUGGUCCGAAGCUUCCUGGUCCUGUGCCAACGCCACCUGGUCCGAAGCCUCCUGGUCCUGUGCCAACGCCACCUGGUCCGAAGCCUCCUGGUCCUGUGCCAGCGCCACCUGGUCCGAAGCCUCCUGGUCCUGUGCCAACGCCACCUGGUCCGAAGCUUCCUGGUCCUGUGCCAGCGCCACCUGGUCCGAAGCCUCCUGGUCCUGUGCCAACUCCACCUGGUCCAAUGCCUCCAGACCCAAAACCCCCAGGCCCAUAUCUGCCAGGUCCAGAAUCUGUUCCACCAGUCCUGGACCUCCAGCAGUGUAAACACCAGGAAUGGCUGCUGCUCCACCAGGUCCAUAGCUGGCUGGUCCUGUGCCAACACCACCUGGUCCAAAACCACCUGGCCUGGUUCCGGCACCACCCAGUCCUGUCCCGGCAGUGCUGGGCCCAUAUCCGCCUGGUACAGAACCACCAGGUCCAUAACUACCAGCACUAGGACCCCCAGGCCCAAAACCACCAGGUCCAAAACCUCCUGGACCAGUACCAAUUCCACCUGGUCCAUACCCAUAGCCCCCAGGCCCUAACCGAGUACCAUCAGCUCCCGCUCCAUAACCUAAAAACAAAUAUUGUUUCAGUUUCAGUUUUCUGCAUAAAUGUUUGUAUCUGUAUGUUUACUCUGAAUAUCAGUCCAUUCUUAUCAUACUUUUUGGUGGUUUGCCAGUGCCGGUACCCAGUCCUGGGCCUGUGCCGUAUCUUGUACCUGCUUAACAGAGCAUAUGAAAUAAACAGUCAACCAAUAUUUCAAUUACAUGCCAUUUAAAGGAGAGGUGUUCUUUUUAUAUCAAAACUAAUCAUAAUUAUUUUAACUUAAUUAUAUUGGUUUCAUAGAGUAAACUUACCACCAGGACCCACACCACCACCAUAUCCUCCCAUUCCACCGCCGACUCCA
This is a messenger RNA of Xiphias gladius (swordfish), 1542 nucleotides long. RefSeq lists its product as uncharacterized. The record is from RefSeq and is a predicted model, not a curated record. The coding region runs from base 278 to 1177 and encodes 299 amino acids. The transcript has 8 exons. Lineage: Eukaryota; Metazoa; Chordata; Actinopteri; Istiophoriformes; Xiphiidae.